This is a messenger RNA of Trichophyton verrucosum HKI 0517, 783 nucleotides long. RefSeq names its product GDSL Lipase/Acylhydrolase family protein. NCBI's taxonomy places the organism in Eukaryota, Fungi, Ascomycota, Eurotiomycetes, Onygenales, Arthrodermataceae. The transcript is spliced from 5 exons. Bases 1 to 783 code for a protein of 260 amino acids. The record is from RefSeq and is a predicted model, not a curated record.
AUGACUUCCGAAAUGUCCCUCGCCCAGGGCUACGUCCAGGCGAAGUCGUAUAUUCCCUACGACCAGAUUCUCCUCUUCGGAGACUCGAUCACCCAGUUCUCAGCAUACCAGGGCCGUGGUUUUGCCUUUUCACCGCAGAUGCAAGAUGACUAUGUGCGAAAGCUAGACGUCCUUAACCGUGGUUUUAGCGGAUAUACGUCCUCUCAGGGGCUGAAUGUGCUGCCCCAGUUCUUCCCGCCGCCACAUGUAGCCAAAACCGUGUUUUUCGGCGCAAACGAUGCUGUCCUGCCGCCGGGAGACCAGUACGUUCCCCUGGAGAAAUACGUACAAAACCUCAAGGCCAUCAUCCAGCACCCCGUAGUCCGAUAUGGAGACACCAAGAUUGUCCUUCUCACUCCGCCACCUGUGAACGAGUAUCAACUCACGGCGUUUGACCUGUCCAAGGGAGUCACCACCUUGUUUCGCUCGGCCAACAACACGAAGCUGUACGCCGAUGCCUGUCGUGAAGUCGGCAAGUCUCUCCACGUAGCUAUUGCAGAUAUCUGGUCCGCAUUCAUGAGAGAGGCCGGCUGGGUCCAGGGCCAGCCAAUUGCUGGAUCAAAGGAGAUCCCAGAGAACCCCAAGCUUGCCUCCUUGCUAGUUGACGGCCUCCAUUUCUCCGGAGACGGAUACAAAGUCAUGUACGACGAGGUCCUCAGAGCCAUCCGAGAGACCUACCCUGAAGAAGCUCCUGAGAGGCAGCCUGUCCAUUUCCCGCCGUAUCAGUUUGCCGAAGACGCAUAG